AUGGGAUCCGAAACACAACUCGCAACUUCAAAGGCACCCAAAGCGCGCGUCCGCGUCGUGGAAGGAUCAUGCUGGCCCUGCAAAAAGCGCCGUAUCAAGUGCGACCUCGCUAAGCCAACCUGCUCACGUUGCGUCAAAGUUGGCGCAACGUGUGACUACAACCAGCGCCUUAUCCGCUGGAGCACUCGGCCGGCCGUCACGGUGCCGGCCAUCUACCAGAUCUCUACAGCAGAUGAGCAACUUGUCGCGUCACUCGCUGUCUAUGAAAAGCGUUCCCUGGAUUACUUCCACGGUCGAUUCUGGCCAUUACUGACAACGUCGACAAAACCAUGUGCCCCACCAACUAUGGUUGCACUGCAACAUCGUGUUGUGCUUCUCGCGACGUGCGUUCUCGCUGACUCCCAUCGGUGGUUGCAAGAUGGCAGAAACAGCAAGAGCAUUCUGAACGUCAAGAGGGCUGAGUGUUUGGCUGCACUGCGGGCAGAAGUUGACGGGUGUUGUUCCAAGUCAGCCGGAUCCUUGCAGACCUUGCUGUUUGCAGUGCUGCUACUUUAUUUCCACGACGGGUUCCUCGAGUGUGCACAGACAUCGUCAUCAACAUCAAGUCACAGAGAUGGAGUGCUGGCUAUCAUUAACCAGUUGGGUGGUAUGACGGCGGUGCUAGGAACAGGCCAGGAUCCUCUCCACAUGAUGCUAUCGGAAUUUGCGACUACAGAUCUUACGAGAGCGAUAUUAACAGGCCAACCACCAUCUUUUCCACCAACAAUCUGGGAAGUGGUUGAUAGAGGACCAGUCUGGUGGGGACGAGACACGCAGGGAUACUGUUCACUAUCAACAGUGUUCCAAGAAGUGUCAAGCAUGGCUUUCUACAUCCAGUCGACGGCACGGAUGGCUGAAGAAUUCUCCAUUGAAAGGAUUCGUGUUUUCGAGGCCGCUCUUCGACCGACCUAUGCUCCUCUCGCCGUGGAGGAUGUUUCAUCCCCACGCGCUUCGCCCGUCGAUCAACCACCCAUCGAAUGCGAUAAAGAGUCAGCCCAAGCAUAUAGCCUGGUGCGCAUCUUUCAACACGCAGCACUUAUCUACCUUUACCGCGCCGUCUGUGGUCUCCCAGCGAAUCAUCCUCUCGUGCAACAACACACACAAUCUUGUCUCGACUGUAUCUUCAACAUCCGGAAACCAUCCAAGAUCCUCAACUGUGCGGUUUUGCCAAUCUGCAUAGCAGGCGCACACUCGCAAUGCCCUAAAGAACAAAAGUCUAUUCGUGCCUUGGCGGGGUUUAUAUAUGACGAGAUUCGGUUUGCGUCUGUUCAUGCGGUAAUCGCGGUGUUGGAAGAUGUUUGGAAGCGAGCGCCUAAUGAGGAGAUGACUUGGAAUGAGAUGUUUGUGAACUUGAAUGACCAGGCACUUGUGCUAUGA
Fusarium venenatum is the source of this 1416-nucleotide messenger RNA. Its product is annotated as fungal-specific transcription factor domain-containing protein. Lineage: Eukaryota; Fungi; Ascomycota; Sordariomycetes; Hypocreales; Nectriaceae. The record is from RefSeq and is a predicted model, not a curated record. Gene Ontology annotation, biological process: regulation of DNA-templated transcription. Gene Ontology annotation, molecular function: DNA-binding transcription factor activity, RNA polymerase II-specific; zinc ion binding.